AUGGACCGGGCCGGCGUGGGGAAGGCGACGGCGGCGACGGCUGUGUGCGUGACGGGCGCGGGAGGCUUCAUCGCCUCGUGGCUCGUCCGGCGCCUCCUCGCCGGAGGAGACUACGCGGUGCAUGGCACCGUUCGUGAUCCCAAUGCGGAUAUGACCGUACGUGAAGGCGACCCCAAGAACGAUCACCUGAGGACGCUGGAUGGCGGCGGCGAGCGGCUGCGGCUGUUCAAGGCCGACGUGCUGGACUACUCGAGCGUGGCGUCCGCGGUGGCCGGCUGUGCCGGCGUCUUCCACGUCGCAAGCCCCUGCCCCGCCGCCAAAUCCACGAACCCCGAGGUGGAGCUGCUUGCCCCGGCGGUGACCGGCACGCUGAACGUGCUCCGGGCCUGCCGCGAGGCCGGCGUCCGCCGCGUCGUGGUGGUGUCGUCGGUCGGCGCCGUGUUCAUCAACCCCAACCCUCCCGAGGGCCCCACCAUGGACGAACACUGCUGGUCGGAUGAGGACUACUGCAGAUCCACCGAGAACUGGUACUGCCUCUCCAAGACGCUGGCCGAGCGGGAGGCCUGGGCUUACGCAGAGGAGACCGGGCUAGACGUGGUGACCGUGUGCCCGCCGCUGGUGUUCGGCCCUCUGCUGCAGCCCACGGUGAACACCAGCAGCUUGUUCCUCAUCAGAUACCUCAAACGCGACGGCGUGGACGCCAUGGACGACAGGGUGAGGAACAUGGUGGACGUCAGGGACGUCGCCGACGCCCUUGUGCUGGCGUACGAGCGUCCGGAGGCGGCCGGCCGGUACAUCUGCAGCGCGCACGCCAGGAAGGUGUCCGAAAUGGUUUCCGUCGUCAGGAGCCUGCAUCCGGACCUGAACUGCCAAAACAAGUUCGUUCAGCUGGUGGGAGAUGAGAAGGUGUUCAGCUCCGAGAAGCUGCAGAAGCUGGGGUGGAAGUUCAGGACGAUGGAGGAAACGCUCAACGACAGCGUCGAGUCCUACAUGUCUGCACGCAUACUGAGCUGA
Hordeum vulgare subsp. vulgare (domesticated barley) is the source of this 1014-nucleotide messenger RNA. Its product is annotated as cinnamoyl-CoA reductase 1-like. The coding region runs from base 1 to 1014 and encodes 337 amino acids. Lineage: Eukaryota; Viridiplantae; Streptophyta; Magnoliopsida; Poales; Poaceae. The transcript has 6 exons. Gene Ontology annotation, molecular function: oxidoreductase activity, acting on the CH-OH group of donors, NAD or NADP as acceptor. The record is from RefSeq and is a predicted model, not a curated record.